AUAUCAUCAAAAUUAGAAAUGAAAAGGCUAAUAUAGAGUACUGACUUUAAUGUGGCAAUUCCUAUAAAUAGCACAAAACAUGCAAUUAAUGAUGGUUUGUUAAGUUUAUAUAAUAAUUGAUAGAUUACUACAUGUUCCAAAAAUAUAAAUGCUCCUCACCAGCUAUUUUAGGGGAUGUCCUUCGUUGUAAUACACCAGUCUAAUCUUAAUUAUCACCUAUUGAAAAUUAAUAAAAAAGUUGCUUUUCACUUUUAUCAGACAACUUUGAUUUUUCUGUUAAAGAUGUAUCUCGAAAAUAUAAUAACGGAUCUCGAUAAUUAAGCAUAUAAAAAGAAAAUGAAGAAGAAACAGUUAAAAUUUAGAGAAUAAUUCAACAGGAAUAAAUUAUACUUGAAGAAUAGGAGAUUUUAAAUAAAAAAUUACAAAACAUCAGAUUAGAAACUAACUAAAAAUUAGAAGAACUUGAUAAAUGUAAAUCAAAUAAAAUAUUUUAGAAUAUCUAUAAAAGAGAUCUGAGAUCAUUAAAUAACUAUAAUUCUCUAUUGGUUAAUAUAGUAGUAAUUUUAGAGAUAGUUAAAUUAAAGAGCCACCUUUAAAAAGUGCUCUUAAGAAAAAAGAAAAUAAAAGAUAACAUACAUAAGAUAAAUAUUAAAAUGAAUUAAAUGAUGAAGAUUCUUAAGAUGAUUGGAACUUUAUACAUUAAGCUAAAAUAAACCUUGAAAAAUAAAGAACUCAUUAAAAUACUGAUGAUGAACGAACUCCCUCUAAAGUUCGAUUUGUUAGUACUAAAGAUGCUAAUUAGUAAAAGAAAAUGCGAAAAAGCAUAAAUAUAUCUGAUUUAAACAUGUUUUAAAAAUUUAGGCAUUGA
Messenger RNA from Paramecium primaurelia, 868 nucleotides. The record is from the annotation of a GenBank genome assembly. NCBI's taxonomy places the organism in Eukaryota, Ciliophora, Oligohymenophorea, Peniculida, Parameciidae.